GGCUUCACAGUCUCGCUCUGGCCGCUGACUAUGGCGGCCGCUCGGUUGUCUCUGGCAAUAUUAGCCUUGGUCCUCUCGACCACCGGAAAUGGACAACAGCUUCAGCAGCAGCAGGAGCACCAGCCAAUAGUUUCUAGUAGCAAGCAGUCGCAACUAUGGCUUGAUUGUUCCUGCCUGCAUGCCACCGAUCGGAAUGCCACCCAGUGGGGCAGAUUAGCAAUUAACGCUAGCCAGGCGCUGGGUGUCAAAAACAACUGCCUUAUGAUCUUCAUCGGUGGCCACGAUGACGAACUAGUGGCCUUUCAGCUCGAGCAAUUGCAGCUACGUCCCGGGUGCUUGGACAGCGUGGACGUCUUUCCGUAUCUGAGGGAGCCCGUCAUCGAGAACGCGACACUGGCGGCGGACACCUUUUGCCAGCACAGCCGGAACCGUAGUGCCACGCCUAUUUAUAGCUCCGGUCGAUUGAUGGGCCUUCGGCUCCGCUUCCAGCAUCCGCCCACCAAUGCGGACAGGUGGAACUUGACCCUAACCGCCAGCUAUCGAUUUCUGAAGCGAGAAAACUUCCGUACGGAUGGUCGCCUGGUGCCACAUAGUUACUGCGACUUUUACUUUUUCGCCAGCCUAGCCACCGAGGAGGGCAAUCUAGGCCAGGGAUACUUCCACUCACCGCGCUUUCCCGCCCACUAUCCGGCACACAUCAAGUGCGCCUACAAGUUCAUCGGCAGGCCAGACACCCAUGUGGAGAUCCUGUUCGAGGAGCUGCAGCUGCCGCCGGUGGUAAGCGGUGGAUGCCAGCUAGACGCGAUUACUCUAUUUGAUGCCGAGUCCGCUCACAUGAGCUCCGUGAUUGAUGUGCUCUGCUCAAGUCGUCCCAGCCGCCGGCUGGUGAGCAGCGGUCCCGAUCUCCUACUGGAGUUCAAUGCCAGCUCCAAUCGCACGGCCAAAGGAUUCCGCGGCAAGUACAGAUUCGUGCCUAACGAGCCAGGAGUCCUGAUAGCCUUGCCUCCACCGCCCGCUGUCUUGGAGGCGGCCAGUGUGGCAGUGAAGGAGGAAAAGCAGAUCCAGAUCCAGCAACUCCAGUUACAACACUCCUUUGCCGCAAAGGCAAACAGUCUGCCAAUCGAUGUGGAGCUGUCGAAGCCGGGACGGCCGUUUGAGCCAUGCAAACAAAUAUUCGACACACGCGUUAACAAAUCUGGAACCUUUGACUCCAGCCAGCUUUUCUUGGCCAAGCACGCCGUCGGCGGCUCUGUAAUCGGCGGUUCGAGGGUCCUGCAAUGCCGCUACGAAUUCCACGGAACACCGCCAGAGCGCGUGCAGAUUCGGUUUCACGAUUUUAACAUUCCCACGGAGCACGAGAACUCCACUGGCUGCCAACCGGCAGAUGCCCUUCAUGUGGUGACCGAGAUGCGGGGAGAGACACAGGAGCUGCUCUGCGGAGCCUUUUUGCCCAAGCCCCUAAUGUCCAGCGGUACGCAGUUGCAUCUCCAGUUUAUGGGCAAGUAUCCGCCUGAGAUGACCAAUAAGGUGCAGUACUACGGAUUUCGUGCUGAAUACCGGUUUCUGACUAAUUUUGGCAUCAUGUCGGGCGUUCAACAGGGCCAGGAGUGUGCUUUCGUGUACAACAGCAGCGAGCGCAUAAGUGGCCUAUUCCACUCGCCCAAUUUUCCGGGAUACUAUCUGGAAAAUGUUGUAUGCAAUUACUACUUUUACGGUGCCAGUGAUGAACAGGUGGUCCUGCAUUUUACCUACUUUGACGUGGAGGGCAUUGAAACUUGUGACCAGCAGACAGCCAGCGACUAUGUGGAGUUCUCCAAUUUUAUGACCACGGAUCGAAAGUACAGCAGAUACUGUGGAAAGCUUCAGGACUUUGAAAUGCGGUCAUAUGGGCGUUUCUUCCGUGUCACCUUGCACUCAAAUGAUCGCUUUGUAGCCAUAGGAUUUCGCGCUUUGUACACCUUUGAAACCAUCCCCAUGAAUAACUCCAUUAUUUCUCUGCGGGAUAAUGCCUCCACGCAGAGCUUUAUUUCCUCCGCGCCAACACGAGCGAUUAAGGAGUUGUACCAGUUUCUUUUGUUUAUUUUGUUUUUGCAACACUCUUUUAAGUAAUAACAGACAUGGUGCCAAAAUUCUAUCAAUUGAAAUAAAUAUUACAAAAAUAUAACAACAAAAAAUUAAGUUUAAGUUUUCAAAAAAUAACGAUGUAAUGAUGCAACAUCGAUAAGAAGUAGUGUGUUAUCGAUGGGUACUAUUGCAUUAAAA
Molecule: messenger RNA, 2262 nt
Organism: Drosophila kikkawai
Lineage: Eukaryota; Metazoa; Arthropoda; Insecta; Diptera; Drosophilidae
Gene: Sol1
Product: Sol1
Cellular component (GO): plasma membrane
Source: RefSeq, a predicted model, not a curated record